AUGGUCAACCUGGGAGGGUUUUUCCACGCAGAUGACUUGGAAGAGGAUGGAAAGGUUACCCAGGGAUAUCUACACAGGAGACAAGUGCGCACAAAACGCAGAAUGUCACAGUGGUUUCAAAGAAAUGGACCUAUGAAUAUCAACCACUAUGCAAAUAAGAAGAGCGCUGCAGAGAGCAUGUUGGACAUUGCCCUGCUGAUGGCCAAUGCAUCCCAGCUGAAAGCCGUGAUGGAGCAGGGACCUUCUUUUUCCUUCUACAUCCCACUUAUUGUUCUUAUCAGCCUGUCGCUCACACUGCAAGUUAUGGUGGGAGUGCUCCUGAUAUUCCUUGUAAAAUAUGACCUUAACAACCCUGCAAAACAUGGAAGGCUGGAUUUCCUCAACAACCUUGCAACUGGACUAGUAUUCAUUAUAGUAGUUGUGAAUAUUUUUAUCACUGCCUUUGGAGUGCAGAAGCCAGUUGCUGAGUCAGUAUCAAGACAGUAAGUACAAGAGACCUGAGGCAUUCAUUCUAGAGGCCAUUUGCACUUGAGCCAGUUACGCUUGGACACA
This is a messenger RNA of Cariama cristata (Red-legged seriema), 552 nucleotides long. RefSeq names its product ninjurin 1 (gene NINJ1). The coding region runs from base 1 to 486 and encodes 161 amino acids. The transcript is spliced from 4 exons. The record is from RefSeq and is a predicted model, not a curated record. Gene Ontology annotation, cellular component: membrane. Gene Ontology annotation, biological process: cell adhesion; tissue regeneration. Lineage: Eukaryota; Metazoa; Chordata; Aves; Cariamiformes; Cariamidae.